Pogonomyrmex barbatus (red harvester ant) is the source of this 422-nucleotide messenger RNA. RefSeq lists its product as uncharacterized. NCBI's taxonomy places the organism in Eukaryota, Metazoa, Arthropoda, Insecta, Hymenoptera, Formicidae. The record is from RefSeq and is a predicted model, not a curated record.
UGAUAAUGGCAUUGGUAUUCAAGUUUGAUCGAUCCAUUUACAGGAUAAAUGAAAGAAUUUUAGACAUCUAUAAGUAACAUGGAAUCAGGAUACAUAAUAAAGGAUAACGCGAGGAUUACUACAAAAGAUGUACCAAACUUAAGUGCAUUGUCAGAAUGCAUUUGUUACAGACCACAUUCUAACAUUAUAUGCAAUGGUUGUGGAUUUUGGACCAGAGGAAGAGUAAGAUACCCUUGUUCUCAACAUCCCAAGAUAGUUUUCUUACAUGAUCAUGCUCAGUGUCCAAGGUGUAAGAGCUAUGACUUUAUGCUUACAGAGAUCUAAAGCAAAUGUGACAUUAUUUUUGUUACUUUGAUUAAAGUUAUAUACUAAACAAGUUAAACAUAAGCAAGACAAAUACAGAGAAGUUAAAAGUUGCUAAU